AUGACCAAGCUCUUUACAACAGUCUUUAUAUUUCGCAGACCAGGCUGGGACGAUUUAAUGAUUGUUUUCUCUUUGGUUGGCAGCAUUGUUGCGUCUUCUCUGGUGCAAACCUCGGCGGAUCUUGGCUUGGGGCGUCACACAGCAGCCGUUGCUUCAGAACCUGGAGGAACUCAGAGGAUGGUCAAGACAAAGAUCCUUCAGGUGGUCGGCUAUCCCUUUAAUAUCAUGGCCUACAGUCUUCCCAACGCAGCCAUUCUAAUCCUCAUCGAACGACUCGUCGGCAAAACGAAAGCCAUCUCCCGUCGAUUCCUCCGCGUUGUCGUUGCCAUCCAGAUCAUGCUGGCUCUAGCAUCAGUAAUCAUCAUCUUCGUUCAGUGUCGACCGACCAAGAUGCUGUGGGAUCAGUCAACGCAAGGAGAAUGCUGGAGUCCGCAUGUCUUCAACUACACGUCCUAUGUCGUCAGCGGCUUCACUGUCUUUACCGACCUCGUCCUUGCGAUUGUCCCUAUACACGCUUUCUGGAAGCUGCAACUCAAGGUGCAGGAGAAAUUGGAGAUCACUUUCAUGUUGGGACUGACAUUUCUCUCUGCGAUUUUCACCAUCAUCAAAGCUACAUACUUGGAUACAUUCAACGACAGAACAGAGCCUUUGUAUAACGUUGUAACUUUGAUCAUCUGGGGCUUAAUUGAGCAGAACAUUGUCAUCAUGGCAGCAAGUGUCCCAACUCUGAGGCCACUCCUCCGACUUAUCAAGGACAAGCAUCCUAUGCGAAGUGCUGUCGGAUACAUAAAGAGCGGUAGUGGGACCGAUCCGAAGCACAACGCAUCCGUCUCAGAGAUCCCUUUAGGCAAUGUUCAACAAAGGGCGGAACAAGGAAGUGAACCAAGCUGGGAGACGCAUAGUUCCUCCGAGGAGUUGAAUGGAAGGAGAGCUACACCACCAUUCGAGUAG
This is a messenger RNA of Fusarium oxysporum Fo47, 951 nucleotides long. RefSeq lists its product as uncharacterized. The record is from RefSeq and is a predicted model, not a curated record. The transcript is spliced from 4 exons. The coding region runs from base 1 to 951 and encodes 316 amino acids. NCBI's taxonomy places the organism in Eukaryota, Fungi, Ascomycota, Sordariomycetes, Hypocreales, Nectriaceae.